Messenger RNA from Plasmodium vivax (malaria parasite P. vivax), 2058 nucleotides. RefSeq lists its product as hypothetical. The transcript has a single exon. The record is from RefSeq and is a predicted model, not a curated record. NCBI's taxonomy places the organism in Eukaryota, Apicomplexa, Aconoidasida, Haemosporida, Plasmodiidae. Bases 1 to 2058 code for a protein of 685 amino acids.
AUGUCGUCGGCCACACAGUUAGGGAUCUCGGAGAGGGAGUAUGAAGAAGCCCUCGCGGUGGAAAAGCUCUUUUUCCUGUCAUCCAAGGAAAGAUGCACGUACUGUAGUAGCGGAAAACCGACCUUCGUUGAUACGUACAAUUACGAAUUUAUAUGUGACAAAUGCUCAUUCAGAAGUAAACACAAAAAAAGAAUAGGGGAAGACUCCAUCAGUUACUAUGAUGUGCAGAAAUUGGAAAAGAAAUUUGGAGUAGCCUCUUCCUCAAAUUAUAAUAGCAGCAGUAAGCAUCGCCGAAAAUCUAGUAGCGGCCAUCAUCACCACCAUCACCAUCAUCACAAUAAUGAGAAGAAGUCCAAGUCAAAGAGUAGACACACUUCUGGGAAGAAGCACAUCGAAGUGGUGUCAGACGAUAACAGCUCUUCGUACGAUUAUGACGAUAAAAUGAGAAAAGAAAAGAAAAAAAAAAAAGAUAAAGAAAAGGACAGAAGCGGGGGAGAUAGAGACCGAGAUAGGGACCGAGACCGUGACCGAGACCGUGACCGAGACAGAAGAAAAGACAAACAUAACAAAGAUAGGUAUAAGAAGAAAAAGAAAUAUGAUGACUCGGAUGAAGAUUUUGAUGAUGACUUUUGUCUUAACGAUUAUGAUCAUACCACCCCUGGCAUGAUAGGCAUUAUGAAUUCCAAUAAUAUUAACAACUCAGAUUAUAAAAGCAACAACAUGGACAACAGCUUCCAGGACUUUGAUGGGAGCCACAUGAGUUACAAUCAGUUAGGGGAGGGCAAUUUUAACGACUUCGGCCCGCCGAACGGAAUGAACCAAGGGGGUAUGAAUCAAGGCGGCAUGAACCAAGGCGGCAUGAACCAAAGCGGCAUGAACCAAAGCGGCAUGAACCAAAGCGGCAUGAACCAAGGCGGCAUGAACCAAGGCGGCAUGAACCAAGGCGGCAUGAACCAAGGCGGCAUGAACCAAGGCGGCAUGAACCAAAGCGGCAUGAAUCAGGGAGGAAUGAACCAUGCGAACCACCCCUUCGACUCGCCCCACUUUGCGAAGGACAACUACAACUCGAAGUACAUGAAUAAUUCGCCGAACGCCGAAAUGGUGAAUGCCGCGAACAACCAGCUAUGCCUGGACGACUUUAACUCCCACCCGUUUAAUAACAAAAUGGGUUACUCUAACAAUUUUAAUAUGAAGCUGAGCGAGGAGGGGGAGCUAGCCAAGAUGAAGUAUGGCAACGGUGGGCAGCCGAACGGUGUGCAGGCGAAUGGCGGCCUUUCGAAUAGCCACCCCGGCAACAGCCGCGCAGGCAACAAAAGCGGCAACAGUAACAAGAUUAACAUGCACUCGUACGACCCCUUCGACAGUAACAUCAGUUCCGGUGCUGACAAAAACAGAUACAACAACGGGGCGGUGGAUAACUUGAACUAUUUUAACGGCUCAAACUUCCCGAACAACCAGCAGGGCAAUAUGAACAACAGACUCUUCCUCAUGAAUAAGAGAAAUUCUUUAAACCACAACUACAACCAACAGAAUAGCAACGCAAAUUCCAUGUACAGCCAUUUUGCAAACACACAGAAUCCAUACAUGAUGAAUAACCAAAAUAUGAUUAAUGCUAAGAUGCUAUACGAUAGCAAUAUGAAUAGUUCCAAGAAUAAAAACUUUCACUGUAGUAACCCCAACUCGCCAUUCAUGCUAAACGGUGGUAUCAGCGGUGGCACAGUUAGCAGCGCUAAUAAUGGCAACGCAGAUAAUGGUAGCGGCGCCCUGGGUUCUCACAACAGCAACAUGAACAAUGCAAUGGCAUACUGCAACCAGGGCAAUUUAAAUGAUAGGACAAAGUGGCACGAUAAUGGCAGCAGCAGUAACGCCAUUAACAGCGCUAGCGGUGGUAACCCUAGCAGCAAUAAUAAUGGCGGUGCGCACAGCGCAGAUUUUUCCCCCGUCAUUGUGUCCGAUAAGAAUCCAUUUUCUCUUCAGAAUAUUAUUUCCAACAAGAAGAAGUCCCCCAAUUAUAUGAACACCAUGACGGACGAGAUGAAUAGGUACAUGUAUAAGUAG